Molecule: messenger RNA, 2159 nt
Organism: Astyanax mexicanus (Mexican tetra)
Lineage: Eukaryota; Metazoa; Chordata; Actinopteri; Characiformes; Acestrorhamphidae
Product: zinc finger protein 271-like
Exons: 2
Coding region: 675-1646 (323 amino acids)
Source: RefSeq, a predicted model, not a curated record
UAAGAGGUUAAAAAGACUACAAAAAUAAUUGAAAAAGAACUACAUAAAAUAAUAUGAAUUCUUACAAAUUGUUAUAAUUGUGUUAACCUUUAGUAAACAAAAGAGACUCUUAUGUUUUACACUCCUGUUGGAGGUUGGUUGAUGUGUUGUAACAGUAAAGAGGUCAUUAUUUUGCUGUGAUUUUAUUUUGAACUACAAUUCCCUGCACCAACAAGACAACUGCAUCGGAUCAACAUUUCCAAAAAACACAUCUUGAACUCAGGAGCGCAUAUCACUGUUAGCCUGAAGCCAGUGUGGUGGAAAAUAAUGAACUGUUAUCAGGAGUUGUUAAAAAAAAAAUCAGGUUUGUGAAGCAUUGAUUUGGAUUAAUGUAUUUGGUUAAUGUGUGGAAACUUUUAUAAAUUGGUUUAAAGGAAAAACCUUUGGACAUCAUCUGUCGUGAUGAAGAACAAAUCAAGCAUCGGCAAUGUGAUUUGAACCAAUGUGUGUCGUUUUUUCGGCACACGCCUCAAAGCUUCAGAUUAAAGGAAAUUAAAAUAUUUUCCUGAAAUUCAUCACCAACAACCAGGAUAUUUAACUAAGAGCAAAGUUAAACUACUGAAAGAGGUAAAGCAGAAGCCUUCCUGAAGUAUCUCCAGAACACGCAGAAAUUGUUUGCUACAUUUAAAAGACAAAUGAAGCCAAGUCUCGACAUGGAGAAACAUCAGCACUCUGUCAAGAGUUUUACCAAACAGAGUGAUCUCAAAAAACACCAGCGCAUUCACACAGGAGAGAAACCAUAUCACUGUCCAGACUGUAGGAAGAGUUUUAUUACACAGAGUAAACUUAAAAUACAUCAGCGCAUUCACACAGGAGAGAAACUGCAUCACUGCUCAGACUGUGGGAAGAGUUUUACUAAACAGAGUGAUCUCAAAAAACACCAGCGCAUUCACACAGGAGAGAAACCUUAUUACUGCUCAGACUGUGGGAAGAGCUUUAAUCGACUGGAGACUGUCAAACGGCAUCAGCGCAUUCACACAGGAGAGAAACCGCAUCACUGCUCAGACUGUGGAAAGAGUUUUAAUCAACAGAGUGAUCUCAAAAAACACCAGCGCAUUCACACAGGAGAGAAACUGCAUCACUGCUCAGACUGUGGGAAGAGUUUUAAUCAACAGAGUGAUCUCAAAAAACACCAGCGCAUUCACACAGGAGAGAAACCUUAUUACUGCUCAGACUGUGGGAAGAGCUUUAAUCAACUGGAGACUGUCAAACGGCAUCAGCGCAUUCACACAGGAGAGAAACCGCAUCACUGCUCGGACUGUGGGAAGAGUUUUACUGAACAGAGUACUCUCAAAAAUCACCAGCGCAUUCACACAGGAGAGAAACCGUAUCACUGCUCAGACUGUGGGAAGAGUUUUACUACACAGAGUGAUCUCAAAAAACACCAGCGCAUUCACACAGGAGAGAAACCAUAUCACUGCUCAGACUGUGGGAAGAGUUUUACUAAACAGAGUAAUCUCAAAAGUCACCAGCGCAUUCACACUGGAGUAAAACCAUAUCACUGCUCAGACUGUGGGAAGAGUUUUACUAAACAGAGUGAUCUCAAAAAACACCAGCGCAUUCACACAGGAGAGAAAAAUGUCCCAAAUUUGUCCCAUGGCAAUUAAAAGCGCAAAUCAUAAAUUCCACCAGAAACAAAUAUGAACUGUAUUUAACAAUGGAUUUUACAGGUUCAGCAAAACUAUUCUUAUCCAGGGAUGAUGUGUAUAGAAUUCCAUGUUAUGUUUGUAUGUCUUGUAAGUUUGAAUAUUCCAGGACAUUCUUUGUGAGACAGAGCUCAGUUUUUAGGUUAGUUACUGUUGUGCAGUAAGGUUACAGGCUCAUUCACUCCCUCUGCUGGUGUUCUUGUUUGUCUAUGGUUCAGUCCAAUUAAAAAUCUGUUACUAUAGAGGGAUAUAGAGGGAUAUUUGGUUGUUGUAUUACUCAAGUUUUAUACUCUCUUAUCUUUUCCUUAUUGAAUAUUAAAUGUUGCUUAUGGUUUUUUUAAUCUCCAAAGUUACUAAGACUAUCCAAAUAAUGUAGUUUCUUAAUUGUUUUUAUCCAGUACAAACUAUUAUCUUUGUAUUACUUCACCUCUAUAUUUACCCAUGUGUGUUUUAAUAAACGGCUUUUAUAUUGCA